Messenger RNA from Chlorella variabilis, 546 nucleotides. RefSeq lists its product as hypothetical. Lineage: Eukaryota; Viridiplantae; Chlorophyta; Trebouxiophyceae; Chlorellales; Chlorellaceae. The record is from RefSeq and is a predicted model, not a curated record. The transcript has 6 exons. Bases 1 to 546 code for a protein of 181 amino acids. Gene Ontology annotation, cellular component: membrane.
AUGGCGACCGCAAUGUUUCAGGGUGGCGCUGGGCUGGGCCUGAGGGUUGUGUCCACUGCACAGCGGGUGACCUGCGUCGCCCGCCCAAAGUCCGCCCGCAUUGUCCCCAGGCCUGCCAAGAAGGAGGUGCAGCUAAACAGCCUCGCCCCAGUGGCGGCUCUGGCGGCAAUCAACCCGCUGGCAGACUUCCUGCAGGACGGUUGCGGCUACCUGGGCUGGCGCAUCCGCCUGAGCGACAGCGCCGAGGAGGUGGCGGUGGCGCAGGACCUGCACCCCAAGCUGGCCAUUGGCAUGACGCUGUUCUUCGCCCUGGGGGGCCUGGGGGGCUCCAUGUCGGUGCUGAUGCAGGGCAAGUCCCUGUGGUCCUCCUCCCACUUCACCACCGCCGUCAUCGGCCUCAUCCUGCUGGCCCUGCAGGGCAUGACCUCCGCCUUCUUCGAGGACGACCCCAGCGCCCGCGGCAUCCACGCCUACCUGGGCAGCGCCAUCCUGGCUCUCUUCCUGUACCACGGCACCCUGGGCCUGCAGCUGGGCCUCAGCCUCUGA